AGGGAGUGCUCUCAUGGCUCCAAAAAUUUAGGCAGCUUCUACCUGGGUGUCACUCGGGGUAGGGAGUUUUCUAUUUGUUUUGCUCUGUUUCUGAGGGUCCCGUGCAAUUCUCUUGCCCGGAUCAACGUGACUCUUGGUUUUUGCACACCCUGCUCUGUGGGGGAGUGCCCCACCGUGCCUGUCUUAUGUGGCCUCUAUGGACACACUGCUCAGCUGGCAGCGAGCAGGGAAGUUUUCUCCCAGCACCCAAAAAGAGAAAGAGGAAACUACUUUUCCUUUCUGGGCUCCUUGAAGCACAAUAGAGCAGAAUAAACUUCCACUUUCCCUCCCUGGAUUUUUCUGGAGUGGUUUCCAGGAAGAAGUUAAACCUUCACCUUUAAAUGGAUGACCAUGUCACAAUCAGGAAGAAACAUCUCCAAAGACCCAUCUUUAGACUAAGAUGCCUAGUGAAACAGCUGGAAAAAGGUGAUGUUAACGUCGUAGACUUAAAGAAGAAUAUUGAGUAUGCAGCAUCCGUGUUGGAAGCAGUUUAUAUCGAUGAAACAAGGAGACUGCUGGAUACCGAUGAUGAGCUCUCUGACAUUGAGUCUGAUUCAGUCCCAUUGGAAGUCCGGGACUGGUUGGCUUCUACCUUUACACGGAAAAUGGGGAUGACGAAAAGGAAACCCGAGGAAAAACCAAAAUUUCGGAGCAUUGUGCAUGCUGUUCAAGCUGGAAUUUUUGUGGAAAGGAUGUACAGAAAGACCUCUUCAGUGAUUGGUUUGUCGUAUCCAGCAGCUGUUAUAGUAACAUUAAAGGAUGUUGAUAAAUGGUCUUUUGAUGUAUUUGCCCUAAAUGACGCAAGUGGAGAACACAGUUUGAAGUUUAUGAUGUAUGAACUGUUUACCAGAUAUGAUCUUAUCAACCGUUUCAAGAUUCCUGUUCCUAGCCUAAUAUCCUAUGCAGAAGCUUUAGAAGUUGGUUACAGCAAGUACAAAAAUCCAUAUCACAAUUUAAUUCACGCAGCUGAUGUCACUCAAACUGUGCAUUACAUAAUGCUUCAUACAGGUAUCAUGCACUGGCUCACUGAACUGGAAAUUUUAGCAAUGGUCUUUGCCGCUGCCAUUCAUGAUUAUGAGCAUACAGGGACCACAAACAACUUUCAUAUUCAGACAAGGUCAGAUGUUGCCAUUUUGUAUAAUGACCGCUCCGUUCUUGAGAAUCACCACGUGAGUGCAGCCUAUCGACUUAUGCAAGAAGAAGAAAUUAAUAUUUUGGCAAAUUUAUCGAAAGAUGACUGGAGGGAUCUUCGGAGCCUGGUGAUUGAAAUGGUUUUAUCUACGGACAUGUCAGGUCACUUCCAGCAGAUUAAAACUAUAAGAAACAGUUUGCAGCAGCCUGAAGGGAUUGACAGAGCCAAGACCAUGUCCCUGAUUCUCCAUGCAGCAGACAUCAGCCAUCCAGCCAAGUGCUGGCAACUGCACCACCGGUGGACCAUGGCUCUAAUGGAGGAGUUCUUCCGACAGGGAGAUAAAGAAGCGGAACUAGGGCUUCCAUUUUCCCCUCUCUGUGAUCGGAAGUCAACGAUGGUGGCCCAGUCACAAAUAGGUUUCAUUGACUUCAUAGUAGAGCCAACAUUUUCUCUUCUGACAGACUCAACAGAGAAAAUUGUUAUUCCUCUUAUAGAGGAAGCCUCAAAAGCCGAAAAUUCUUCCUUUAGAACAAUCAGUGCAAGCUCCGUUGGGGGGUUAAAAGUGACAGAUGCUUUGAAACAAUCAAAUGUGAAAAGCAGCAUAAGUGACGGGUCCUAUUUCCCAGACUACUCCCUUGCAGCAGUGGACCUGAAGAGCUUCAAAAACAACCUGGUGGACAUCAUUCAGCAGAACAAAGAGAGAUGGAAAGAGUUAGCUGCACAAGGUGAACCUGAUCUUCAUAGGAACUCAGAAGACUUAGUAAAUGCCGAAGAAAAACAUACUGAUACACAUUCGUAG
This is a messenger RNA of Loxodonta africana (African savanna elephant), 1970 nucleotides long. It is a transcript of the gene PDE1A, whose product is annotated as phosphodiesterase 1A. Gene Ontology annotation, molecular function: calmodulin-activated 3',5'-cyclic-GMP phosphodiesterase activity. Gene Ontology annotation, biological process: signal transduction. Lineage: Eukaryota; Metazoa; Chordata; Mammalia; Proboscidea; Elephantidae. The transcript is spliced from 14 exons. The record is from RefSeq and is a predicted model, not a curated record. Gene Ontology annotation, cellular component: neuronal cell body. The coding region runs from base 381 to 1970 and encodes 529 amino acids.